Messenger RNA from Diabrotica virgifera virgifera (western corn rootworm), 1712 nucleotides. RefSeq lists its product as uncharacterized. Lineage: Eukaryota; Metazoa; Arthropoda; Insecta; Coleoptera; Chrysomelidae. The record is from RefSeq and is a predicted model, not a curated record. The transcript is spliced from 2 exons. Bases 397 to 1278 code for a protein of 293 amino acids.
UAGGGCAUCAGCAUGGCAAACGAUGGAACUGGCAGCCGCAGAAGAAAUAAAAAUGGCUAAAGAUGCUGGGAACGUUGACGAAAACGGCAUUCCAUGCAUAACCGUUGUUACAGAUGGAGCCUGGAGUAAAAGGUCGUAUAACGUUAAUUACGAUGCCAUGUCCGGAGUCGUAAGUAAUAAGUUGUAAUAAAACAGCUGCAAUCUAUAUAACAUUAUUUCAUACUGUUGCAUUGUUAAUUAUUGUUUUAGGCUUGUAUUAUUGGAUACAAUACGGGUAAACUAUUAUUUCUUGGAGUCAGAAAUAAAUAUUGCUCCAUUUGUUCAUGGCAUGAGAGCAAAGAACAAGAAACUCCAACACAUAGAUGCUUUAAAAAUUGGACGGGCAGUUCAACAGCUAUGGAAACAGAUAUCAUAGCAGAGGGUUUCAGAAAUAGCCUUAAUCAAUAUGGUAUAAAAUAUUCUAAAAUGGUUGGUGAUGGUGAUUCCUCUGUAUAUAGGAAACUGUUAGAAAUAAGACCAUAUGGAAAUUGCUUGGUGCAGAAAAUUGAAUGCAAAAAUCAUAUUUUAAGAAAUUUUGCCAAAAAAAUACGAGAAAUCAGCAGCAAGAAGAGAAGUAAUUCUCAAAAUAAACCUGUGCCAAUAACUCUAAGAAAAUGUGUUCUGUCUAGGUUUAUGCGCCUCAGAAGUGCGAUCACGAAAGCAACAACCUACCGAAUCGGAGAAAACACAAGUUUAGAAGAAAAAGUUCAGUUGCUCCGAAAUGAUAUAAAUAAUGCGCCCAGUCAUGUUUUUGGAGAGCACAACCUUUGUAAAACUAUAAAAUAUUUUAAAUGCGAGGGUCAAGAUACAAAUAUAAUACCCGUUAUGAAAGAAUGUGGUAUCUAUGAAGACGUAAUGAGUGCCCUUCAAAGAGUUAUUGACAAUGCAAGUAGUCUUAUUAUGAACAUGGACAAUAACUUGGCAGAGCACUAUAACAGCGUUGUGUGUAAAUUCAUUGGGGGUAAAAGAAUAAAUUUUUCAUUAAGAGGGUCAUAUCAGACGAGGUGCGAAGCGGCAGCACUAUCGUUCAAUUCGGGUGGUGAAUACCAUCGAAUGAUAAAUAAAACAAUGUUUGGCAAUAGUCCAAAAGGCUUUUAUAAAAAAUUUUAUUUAAAAAAGAAAAAAGAGCACGCCAAAAUUAAAGCUAGAAGAACUUUGUUUCCAAAAAAAAAAAGAAAUCGGCUAAACAAAACCUGCCAGAUCAGGAUUACGGCCCCAAUGCCAACUAUCUGCCCUUAAAUCCAAAUAGCGACGAGUAUAAACAGAAGGCACAAGAUUUUAUAACAUCUCUCGCAAAAACGCCCGGCGAAAUAAAAAAAAUUGAGAGAAAUACGUUGGGGCAAAAGUCUAAUCCUCAAUGGAUUCAAGAAAGAUUGGUAAGGCUUACAGCUUCGAAUUUUGGGCAAAUUUGCAAAAUGAGAUCCACUACUUCGCCUAUUAAUACAAUUAAAAAUUUACUGUAUGGAAACUUUUUUGGCAAUAAGGCUACUCGGUAUGGAAAUGAAAACGAAUCAAAGGCUUUGUUGGAAUUUGAAAAAAAAUUCAAUCUAAAAGUUAACGAGAGUGGUUUCCAUAUCGAUCAGCAAUAUCCAUUUUUGGGUGCAAGUCCAGAUGGUCUCAUAGGGGACCAAGCCCUUAUUGAAAUUAAAUGCCCUCUAUCUAUCAAGGAACAC